Messenger RNA from Antrostomus carolinensis (chuck-will's-widow), 513 nucleotides. RefSeq names its product F-box and leucine rich repeat protein 17 (gene FBXL17). The annotation marks the transcript as partial. The transcript is spliced from 3 exons. Gene Ontology annotation, cellular component: cytoplasm. The record is from RefSeq and is a predicted model, not a curated record. Gene Ontology annotation, molecular function: protein binding. Lineage: Eukaryota; Metazoa; Chordata; Aves; Caprimulgiformes; Caprimulgidae.
AUAUUUUCCAAUUUAUCCCUGAAUGAGCGUUGCCUUUCAGCAUCAUUAGUCUGUAAAUAUUGGCGUGACCUCUGUUUAGAUUUUCAGUUUUGGAAGCAACUGGAUCUCAGUAGUCGUCAGCAGGUCACUGAUGAGCUGUUGGAAAAGAUAGCAUCAAGAAGCCAGAAUAUUACUGAAAUCAAUAUUUCUGAUUGUCGGAAUGUAUCUGAUACAGGAGUAUGCAUAUUAGCAAUUAAUUGUCCUGGAUUGCUAAGGUAUACUGCCUACAGAUGUAAACAGCUUUCUGACACCUCAAUUAUUGCUGUUGCCUCUCAGUGUCCUCUUCUUCAGAAAGUGCAUGUAGGCAAUCAAGACAGACUCACUGAUGAAGGCCUGAAGCAGCUGGGUUCAAAAUGCAGAGAACUGAAAGACAUUCAUUUUGGGCAAUGUUACAAGAUCUCAGAUGAAGGAAUGAUCAUUAUAGCUAAAGGCUGUCUGAAGUUGCAAAGAAUAUACAUGCAAGAGAACAAAUUA